Messenger RNA from Ahaetulla prasina, 651 nucleotides. Its product is annotated as gastrula zinc finger protein XlCGF49.1-like. The transcript has a single exon. The coding region runs from base 1 to 651 and encodes 216 amino acids. The record is from RefSeq and is a predicted model, not a curated record. Gene Ontology annotation, molecular function: DNA-binding transcription factor activity, RNA polymerase II-specific; RNA polymerase II cis-regulatory region sequence-specific DNA binding. Gene Ontology annotation, biological process: regulation of transcription by RNA polymerase II. Lineage: Eukaryota; Metazoa; Chordata; Lepidosauria; Squamata; Colubridae.
AUGCAGUGUGGGAAGUGCUUCAGCCAAAGGCAACAUGUCAAGACUCACCGGCGAGUGCACACAGGUGAGAAGCCUUUUGCCCAGAAGCAGCCACUGAUCAACCACUUACGGGUGCACACUGGUGAGCGGCCGUACGGGUGCCACGAAUGUGGGAAGACAUUCCAGAAUCAGACCACGCUGACCAUCCACCACCGGAUACACACGGGUGAACGUCCUUUCCGUUGCCUGCUGUGUGGAAAGACCUGCAGUCAGUUGCAGCACCUCGAGAGCCAUCAGCGAGUUCACCGUGCUGAGCAGCACUUGUUUGCGGAGAGCAACGGUAAAGCUCUAGCGCUCAGGAAGGCACGCGAGAUGCAGGAGAAGCCGUAUUGGUGCCCGGAAUGCGAGAAGCACUUCCGGGAUGAAAACAUCAUGCAGGCUCACCUCCAGAUCCACAGGGAUAAGAAGGCUCUUGGGUACGGCAACCCAAGUCCAUCACUUCCCAUCCAGCCGAAAAAGACUCCGCUGGACUCUGAGCCUGUGGAGAAAGCGGCAGGAGUGAACCAGAAUCUCCCCACCCUUGUCCCAAGGAGACCCUUUGUGUGCACUGACUGUAGCAGGACAUUUACACAGUCCAAAUAUCUUGCCUUACAUCAGAAGAGCCACCAAUGA